AUGACCCUCACUGAUAACCAGAGGUCACCUUCGAGCAAGUUUCCAGAACCUCCCCUCGUUGAGGUGUCUGAACUGACGGUGGAGCUCGAGGCAUGGGAAGACGACCUCCUAAUUCUGUCCGGUGACGAAGCUGGCGACAUCGGCGAAAUUCGUGAGGUUGUCGCCCCGACUGCCUUGCCGAUGGAUCCUCUCGAGCUUCCCGAUGUUUCUGCGGAAUUCAGCGGUUCGUUGAAUCAAGACGGUCUCGAAACGCCGUCGUCUGCAAUGCUCUUCUCGCCGUUUUUGCCCGGCGAGGACGGACUGACGGCGGAGGGCGAGGGGUUUCUGGAUGGACUGGCGCCACUGAGUGCUUUUCACGAGAGCGAAGAAUCGCCUCUUGCCGUCCCGAGUGACGAUCUCGACGAGCUGGAUGCGAUUCUCUUCCCAACCCUGCCUAUCAGCAUCGCCAGCAGCAGUAACCUCAGCAGCCCCGCCGCUCUCCCGCCGCCGCAGCAGUGUCACCCCUUCCACCAUCGCGAGCACCCGCGUUACAAGCACAAGCACAAGUACAAAAGCAAGUAUAAGCACGCUCACUCGCUCAAGCAGAAACACGGCCAGAAACUUCGCGAGGCCCCAGUUUUCCGGCGCGACAGCGCGGCUGCGCGCCGAGCGUUGGAUCGCCUGCUGACGGACGGCGGGAUCUAUGGCAAGCGAGCUCGCAGCGCGCGUGGGACAACUCGAGGCGGUUGCGAUUGCGGCCAUGACGGGAGGAAGAACGAGGGCGGCGCGGGAGAGGCGGCGCUGGAGGUUCGCGAGGUUGUCGAAGUCGGCGAGAUUGGCGAAAUUUGCGUCGUUGGAGACUGCGAACGUCGCCGAAGCGAAAGCAGACCGUUCAGCGUGAAGCGCGAAGGAGGAGUGGCGGAGACGCUCAAGUUCGAUCGAUUGGAACUGGUUGAGUCGACGCUGAAGCCGGUGGUUGAUCGCACAGGCGAACCGAGGAACGCUGCGACUGGUGCGACCGCUGCGAACGUAGUGGAUGUUCCAAACGCCGCGAACGUCGCGGAUGUUACGACCGGCGUGAUCGGUGCAGCGAACGGAGCGAAUGGUGCAAACGAUGCUCCUGGUGCAACGAGCGGCGUUGACGGGCGAAGCAACGGCGGUGCCACCAGCGGCGCAGAAGAUCAUCUUGCGAGUCGACACCCCGUCGACGGCAGCGCUGCUGUCGUGUCGCCAAGCAACGAAAAGACCGCUGAAUGUCAUUGCCGCGUUGAAGAAGGUGCAAUUUGCGCAGGCAGGAACGAGGACAGAAAGGGGGCGAAUAAUAAGCGCCCAUGGUCUUCCCCCCUCGUUGCGUACCUCCUCUCCCCGCCUUCCCCUCGCCCCGCGAAGCGCCGAAGCCUCCCCGUCAUCCCCGCGCCAUCGCCAAUUUCGCAGGGGAAUUCACCCGGUGGUUUCCUUUCGCCGGGGAUGGAGACGAGUGUUUUCAGGCUGCACGCUGCCGCCACCUCCUCCGCAUUCGCUGCUACUCCUGCUCCCUCCGCCGCUUCCGCUGACGCGCCUGCUUCUCCUGGCGCUGCUGCCGCCGGCGCGUUCCCCUCGCGGCGGUGCUCACACUGCUCGACGACCACCACCCCGCAGUGGCGCACGGGGCCGCUGGGCGCGAAGACGCUCUGCAACGCGUGCGGCGUGCGCUUCAAGUCCGGGCGCCUGUGCCCCGAGUAUCGCCCCGCCAACAGCCCUGGGUUCUCGCCGAAGCUGCACUCGAACCUGCACCGGAAGAUCGUGCAGAUGCGGGAACGGCGCAGCGGGGAGGGUGGUGAGGGGGGUUGUAGCGCUGAAGACGGGGUUGAGGCAGGGGAGCUUAGGAGGAGGGAGGUUCAGGGUUUAAGGAAAAUUAAGAAGGUGAAGGAGUGUGUUGAGGGAGGGACGGUAGAGGGAGGGCAAGGGAGAAGUGGAAACGGGGGUGUAGCAGUAGCGCAGGAGAAGAUUCAGGAGAGGGUUCAGGAGAAGGUUCAGGAGAAAGCUCAGGAUCAGGAGAAAGUGCAGGAGAGGGUUCAGGAGGGGUUGGAUGAGGAGGUUGUUGUCAUAAGCCCUGCCAUACAACCUGCAAUGAGCCCGUUGAGUGGUUGUGGGAAGAAGCAUCGUAAGCCACCGCGAUUCGCGCAUCCUCGUGCCUACGCCCUUGCAUUUUCCCCCUCUCCAUCUCGGUGUGCGCACAUGGCGGGGGUCAGUUCCCCCGAGGACCGCAUGCGCCACCUCGUUGCGCGGGACCCUUCCGCGGCCUUCGUUCCGCCGUCGCUCGCCUCUUCCGCCUCCGCCACCUUGCGCUGCCCGCAAUGCGCCGCGCCGAUAUCCGUCCCGCAGCCUACCACCCGCGCAACAGGCGCGGAUGGCGCAGCAGUAGGCGCCCCAGGCCUUGGGGGAGCUUCCGCGCGGACAGGGGGAGGCGGAGGGAUGAGCGGAGGGGGUUGGCGCAUGGCGCCCUUCAUGCGGGAUAGCCUUGCCACGCUCGGCACGGCCAUGGGAGGAACCAUCGCGUCCGUGUAUGCAUUCAACGCAGGUACUGCCAUGUCAUGCCAUGCCAUGCCAAGGCUCCCCUUUAUAACCUUUGCAUUUGCUUACCUGAAAAGAGUGUGA
Molecule: messenger RNA, 2616 nt
Organism: Closterium sp. Yama58-4
Lineage: Eukaryota; Viridiplantae; Streptophyta; Zygnematophyceae; Desmidiales; Closteriaceae
Source: the annotation of a GenBank genome assembly